Spizellomyces punctatus DAOM BR117 is the source of this 1632-nucleotide messenger RNA. RefSeq names its product malate synthase A. The record is from RefSeq and is a predicted model, not a curated record. Bases 1 to 1632 code for a protein of 543 amino acids. Gene Ontology annotation, molecular function: malate synthase activity. Gene Ontology annotation, biological process: glyoxylate cycle. Gene Ontology annotation, cellular component: cytoplasm; peroxisomal matrix. Lineage: Eukaryota; Fungi; Chytridiomycota; Chytridiomycetes; Spizellomycetales; Spizellomycetaceae. The transcript is spliced from 8 exons.
AUGUCUGUAGCUACUGCAAAGGGAGUGUCCAUCUUGGGCCCUGUAAAGCCUCAAUAUGCCGACAUCCUCUCCAUUCCCGCCCAGGAGUUUGUCGCUACCCUGCACAGAGCCUUCAAUGGCCGUCGCAAAGCCCUUCUUCAAAGGCGUGUCCAGAGACAAAAGGAAAUUGAUGCCGGACAAUUCCCCGAUUUCCUUCCCGAAACUCGCUGGAUCCGGGAGGACCCUACCUGGAGGGCUGCUCCCCCCGCACCUGGAUUGGUCGAUCGUCGUGUGGAGAUCACCGGACCCGUUGACAGGAAGAUGGUCAUCAAUGCUCUGAACUCAGGAGCUUUGACCUACAUGGCUGAUUUCGAAGACUCCAAUGCACCAACCUGGGAGAACAACAUCUCUGGUCAAUUCAACAUGCGUGACGCCGUACGUCGCACCAUCAGCUUCGCUGCGCCUAACGGAAAGUACUACAAGCUGAAGGAGGGUAGACUUGCCACCUUGAUUGUUCGUCCUCGUGGAUGGCACAUGGAAGAGAAGCAUUUCUUGGUGGAUGGAGAGCCCGCCUCUGCGUCAAUCUUUGACUUUGCCUUGUAUUUCUUCCACAAUGCUGCUGAGAGCGUGCGCAGAGGAUUUGGCCCUUACUUCUACCUUCCCAAGAUGGAGAGCCACCUUGAAGCUAGAUUGUGGAACGAUGUUUUCAACUUGGCACAGGACAUGUUGGCCAUUCCUCGCGGAACCAUUCGGGGGACUGUUUUGAUUGAAACGAUCAUGGCUGCCUUUGAGAUGGAGGAGAUCAUCUACGAGCUGCGCGAGCACUCUUCUGGUCUCAACUGUGGCCGUUGGGACUACAUCUUCUCUUUCAUUAAAAAGUUCAGGAACAACCCCAACUUCCUUCUCCCUGACCGUGGCGACAUCACGAUGACAACUCCUUUCAUGGACGCAUAUGUACGUCUUCUCAUCAAAACUUGCCACAAGCGCGGUGUGCACGCUAUGGGUGGCAUGGCUGCAUUUAUCCCCAUCAAGGACAAUGCCGCUGCUAACGAUGCAGCCAUGGCCAAAGUCCGUGCUGACAAGCUAAGGGAAGUCCAAGCCGGGCAUGACGGAACAUGGGUCGCGCACCCUGAUCUUGUUAAGCUUGCCAAGGCCAUCUUCGACGAGCACAUGCCGCAGCCCAACCAAUUGUACGUCCGCCGUGAAGACGUCAAAGUAUCUGGAGCCGACCUCAUUUCGACUCAGGGCGUGAAGGGUGCUAUCACCGACAAGGGUUUGCGAAUGAAUAUCGAUGUGGCCCUCCAAUACAUGGAGGCGUGGCUUCACGGAAACGGUUGUGUCCCUAUCCACAACUUGAUGGAGGACGCCGCCACAGCAGAGAUCUCUCGUUCGCAAUUGUGGCAGUGGGUGCGUCACCGUGCAAGGACUGCCGAGGGCAAGGAGAUUACUCCCGAGUACGUCAACCAGUUGCUUGACGAGGAGAUUGGUAACAUCAAGAGCCGCCUGGGAGAGAAGAAGUUUGCAUCUUCCAAAUUUGAGUUGGCGAAGAAGUUUUUGGCCAGCACUAUCCAAGGAAAGGAAUACUCUGACUUUUUGACGACGCUUUGCUACGACUCCAUUCUGACAUUGUCUCCAGGAGGCGCCAAACUCUAA